Gaeumannomyces tritici R3-111a-1 is the source of this 1214-nucleotide messenger RNA. RefSeq lists its product as hypothetical. The transcript has a single exon. The record is from RefSeq and is a predicted model, not a curated record. The coding region runs from base 1 to 1128 and encodes 375 amino acids. NCBI's taxonomy places the organism in Eukaryota, Fungi, Ascomycota, Sordariomycetes, Magnaporthales, Magnaporthaceae.
AUGAGGCUCUGGGUAAAGACAUGCGUGAGCCCCUCGACGAGCCUCUGCCGCUCCCCCCGCAUGGGCGCCCUGUGGUGGGACGAUCUCUGCAUCUUCCUCAGCCUGCUCGCCCUCGGGGUCGGGGCCGCCGUGGACGUCGUCGCCAUGGCGCCGCUGUUCGGCCAGGACAUGUGGUCCCUCGGGGAGAGCGACCUCGGCAGCUUCUUCUUCUGGGAGACCAUCCUCCUGAUGCUGCUGUACUUCCUCCAGGCGACCCUCAUCAGGGCCUCGUUCAUCUUCUUCUUCAUGCGCGUCUUCGGAGUCACGACGACGCCGGACGGGGGCUCGUUCAUGGGCGUGACGUUUCGGGCCCUCCUCCUCGGCACCCACGUCACCAACACCAUGGCCGGCGUCGCGCUGGCCGGGGUGUACCUCGGGCAGUGCCAACCCGUGUCCUACGCCUGGACCAAGUGGGAGGCCGACAGCCCGGGGACGUGUGCCCUCGACCCGCUGACCGUCUUCACCGUCACGGCCGCCGUCAGCACCGUGCUGGACACGUGGCUGAUCUUCCUUCCGCUCUCUCAGCUGCCCAGGAUGCGGCCCUCGCUCGGGAGAAAGCUGGGGGUUGCCUUGAUGGUCUGCCUCGGCGGCACGGCGGCCCUGAUCAACCUCGGCCGCCUGGUCUCGCUGGACGGGCUCGGCAGGGGGCGGGCGGCAAGGGGCCUGGGCGCCGGCUACAGCUACUACAGCGCCGCCAUGUGGACGGAGCUCGAGACGGUGUCGGGCAUGGUCUGCGCCUGUCUCCCGGCCGCGCGCGUCUUUGUCCUUUGGGUAUGGACGCGGUGCCGGAGGCUCGUCCACGGCGGGGGCGAAUCUGAGAGCAUUAACCCAUACCUGCGUGGAUCCAAGGGAGCUCGUGGCAGAAACAAGCCCAGGGCCGGGUCGUCGCCAUCCACAUCCUCCUACACGGAUCUGGUGCGGUCUGACCACGAGCUCUCCGAUAUCUCGACGUCAUGGCUGGAAGACCCGAUCAAGCCGGAGGACAACGUCAGCUUUGGCGAGAUUCAAAAUGCUGAUAGUGAGGGUACAACGCGGUUCGUGGUCAGAAAGCAUGCAGACGGGAAGUGGAGGAUCGCGAAGGAUGCAUAGCCGGAGAAGACGGAUAACAAGCCAUGCCAGUUCAGGCCGCAACGCUCUCUGCAGGCUUGGUGUGAUUAGUGUCGCAGAGUCUGGUC